This is a messenger RNA of Carassius gibelio (silver crucian carp), 2690 nucleotides long. RefSeq names its product G-protein coupled receptor family C group 6 member A-like. Gene Ontology annotation, biological process: G protein-coupled receptor signaling pathway. Gene Ontology annotation, molecular function: G protein-coupled receptor activity. The transcript is spliced from 6 exons. The coding region runs from base 22 to 2619 and encodes 865 amino acids. Gene Ontology annotation, cellular component: membrane. NCBI's taxonomy places the organism in Eukaryota, Metazoa, Chordata, Actinopteri, Cypriniformes, Cyprinidae. The record is from RefSeq and is a predicted model, not a curated record.
UGUGUUCAGUCAGAUUGCAUCAUGCUUCUACAAGACUUUUACUGGUCCUUAAUAGAAUUUCUUAUUUUGGCCAGUUCUGGGUCUGCCUGCGAAAACUCACCAGGCAUAUGUGGGGCCUGGGCAGAUGGGGAUAUACGGAUAGGAGUGCUCAGUUCCUGCCAUUCUACAGUACAGACACUAAAUGUGCGAGAACGUCCCGAAAAAUACAACUGCACAGAAUUAAAUCUAAUUUCGCUUGUAAGGACUCUAGCUGUUGUGCAUACUAUUGAAACGAUCAAUAACUCCAGCUUCCUCCCGGGUGUGCGACUGGGCUAUUACAUCUGUGACACUUGCUCUGAUGCAUCAAAGGCCAUUCAGAGCACCGAGCAGCUUCUCGCUGUGAAUGGCACACUGCCUGUCCAAUGUGAGGUGCUUGAAAGGCCUAAUGUAAAAGCAAUCAUUGGAGCACGUUUCUCAGAAGACUCUCUGGCAGUGGCUCGGCUUCUGAGUCUAUACAUGGUCCCACAGAUAAGUACAACAUCAUCUGCACAAACGCUUAGUGAUAGAGUGCGAUUCCCAGCAUUCCUACGCACAAUUCCAAGUGAUGUUCACCAAACCAAAGCUCUGGUUAAUUUCAUGAAGCACUUUCACUGGGACUGGGUUGGCGUGGUCUAUGGGGAUGAUGACUAUGGGAAAAAUGCCUUACAAAGUUUCUCAGCUGAUUCAGAAGUUGCAGAUAUCUGUCAUGCAUUCAAAGAAGUGUUGCCUCAUUACCUAGCACACAACGAAAUCGACAAAAGGAUCCAAGAGGUGGCAGAAACAAUCCGCUUAUCCGAAGCUAAAGUUGUGGUCCUUAUCUUAAAGGAAGAGCUGGUCUCUAAACUGUUCAAAGAGAUGAUUCGGCAGAACAUCUCGCGUACUUGGAUCGCAAGUGAUGCUUGGUCAAUGUCACGAAAUAUAUCUCAAAUGGAGGGAAUCAACCAAGUAGGUGACAUAUUUGGGUUCACUUUCAUCACUGGUCCCAAUCCCGGUUUUAAGGAGUUUUUGCAGCAGCUGACUCUUUCUCCGGGCUCUGUAAACCACUUUCUUGAAGAGUAUAAACAGUUAGGGAAAGAUACUGGUUUUCUAACAGAAGCUGUUGACAUCAGCAUGACCUACGGCGAAAGGUUAGCUGUAUGGUCCAUUGCUCAUGCUUUGAAAAAUCUUCUUAACUGCAAUGAAACUGAUUGCCCUGGAGAACGGGAUUUUCCACCAUGGAAGCUCCUCAAGGAAUUGAAAAAUAUAAAUUUUACUAUGGAAAAUCAAACCUUCUAUUUUAAUGCAUCUGGAAAUUUUAUGAACGGAUACGAUCUAAUAAACUGGCAACCACAAGAAGCAAGUGGCCAGAGACGAUUUGUUGUUGUUGGAAAUUACAAUCUGACAAAAACGGAAGUUUACAUUAAGGCACCCAUAAUAUGGAGUAACCCAAGCAAUACGGUUCCUGUUUCCAUGUGCUCUGCUAUUUGCCCUCCUGGUACAGCUAAGAAACUUCUCAAAACAUCAUGCUGCCAUAACUGUACACAAUGUUUAGAGGGUACUUACUCUAAUGAAACAAACUUACCGAGUUGCCUUCCUUGUGAAAGUGAUACCUGGUCUUUAAAAGGAUGGACUUCCUGUAAGCCAAAGGAAGAGGAUUACUGGAAAUGGGAUGGGUCUCAUGCUAUAGUUCUACUUACAUUUACUGCAAUAGGUUACCUGUUGUUGUUGUUCACCCUUAUCAUCUUCUUGGUCUUUUAUGGAAAACCAGUCAUGAAACAGGCAGGGGGAACCCUAUGUUUUGUAAUGAUGGUAGGGUUAGCACUCAGCUUUACUAGUGUCAUAUUGUUCAUUGGCAAACCCAAUGUUCACAUUUGCAGGGGUCGACAGAUCUUGUACGCCUUAGGGUUCUCUCUCACAGUUUCAUGUAUUUUGGUUAAAGCUCUGCGCACCUUUGUAUCCUUUCUUCCGCUGUAUCGACAGGACCAUGCUAAAAGGUUUUACAAGCCCCCUGUCAUCAUAACCUGUGUUACUCUCAUUCAAGUCCUCAUCUGCAUCUUGUGGUUGAUAUUUGAUUCUCCAGCUGUAGAGGGGCUUCAGUCUGACCAAAGCAUGAUAAUUACCAUACAGUGCAAUGAAGGUUCUGGAAUUGGAUUUGGCAUCAUGCUUUGCUAUAUUGCACUGCUAGCAUUUGUCUGCUUUUUAUUGGCAUUCAAAGGGAGAAAGGUACCUCAGGCUUUCAAUGAGACUGGACACAUCAUCCUAAGCAUGCUCAUUUAUCUUUUUGUGUGGGUCUGUUUCACCCCUGUAUACAUUGCAAAGGUCAAUGAGCGGUAUUCAAUUCAAGCAGCUGCCAUCUUGGUGUCAUGUUAUGGAGUAAUUUUCUGUCACUUUGCACCUAAAUGGUACAUGGCUCUCUGCAAGAAGAAAGAACAGCUUACUCGAGAGGCAUAUAUUGCAAGAGCCAAUAAUCACAUCGACUUGAUCCCAGAGAUAACACUGGAACCUGAUUUAAUAACGGGGUCACAGAAUACCAUUAACUCAAUUGAUACUGGUUUGGGUUCAAUUAAUAUAGAAUUCCCUUACCAGACAUUACGGAAAAGAACUAGGAGCAAAUCCAUUUGAUAAGUGGUACACACAUUAAUCUUAAAGGUUUAUAUCAUGCCACAUCUAAUUUUCUUUAAAAGAACUUGAAC